Chionomys nivalis (European snow vole) is the source of this 15090-nucleotide messenger RNA. RefSeq names its product ankyrin 2 (gene Ank2). Gene Ontology annotation, biological process: signal transduction; protein localization to T-tubule; regulation of cardiac muscle contraction. The record is from RefSeq and is a predicted model, not a curated record. NCBI's taxonomy places the organism in Eukaryota, Metazoa, Chordata, Mammalia, Rodentia, Cricetidae. The transcript has 48 exons. Gene Ontology annotation, molecular function: protein binding. Gene Ontology annotation, cellular component: T-tubule. The coding region runs from base 702 to 12818 and encodes 4038 amino acids.
AGAAGAGUCACUCCCAGCUCUGCUCCUCUCCUCUCGGCCCCACAGCGUUGAUUCUUUUUUUGAAAUGUACCUUGGAGAAGGGAAGGGCUGAGAGAUUUAAGACGCAGGGAUCCAUGUCACGUGCUGCCCGUAGCAACCGCGGCGGCGGCGAGUCCUUAGCGAGACUGCACCAUUUUCUCUCGCCCUGCAUAGAGGUGUGGUUGCAAGCGGCGGCGAACUCCCCACCCCCUAGGACUUUCAACGAGGUGGCCUCUUCCUGGCUCCGGUCUGAAGACAGACUGUCUGGAGGAGUCCCCCAAGACCGUUCCAACUGGUGAUGAGAGCCUGAGGAAGGCUUUUGCAACUAUUAGGAUGCUGGUCUGUGCUCGGGGCCACCCAACUGCUGAGGAGCUCCGGGUCCAGAGCCCCGCCCUCCCUUGGGACCUUUGCUGAACCUGGGUGCUCACCUGUGCAUGCCUGUGUGUAGGUGUGUGCUACUGUGGGGCUCGGCUGGCAACCUGGGGGACACUCGAGUGAAUUAUGGGUGCUGCAGAGGCUGGAGCAAGAUUAUGACCUAGCUCGUGGGCGUCUUGGAUUAUUUUGUGAGUGUUCUGGCUGCCAGCCAUUGCUCUGCUGGGAAAAAUCACAUCUCCACAUAGCAGCAAAAUCACCUGUAUUGCUGGGGAGUGGAAAGUGAUCCUCUGCUGAUUUCGCCUGCAAAAAUGGCUCACGCUGCUGCUUCUAUCAAAAAAGUUCGAGAGGCUGAACUGGAUGAAAAGGAAAAAAAUCUGGAGAGAGAGAGAAAAAAACAACGGAAAAUCCCCAGGGAUCGAAUGGAGCGGAAAAGAAAGUCUGACAGCAAUGCCAGCUUCCUCCGUGCUGCCAGAGCAGGCAACCUGGACAAAGUUGUGGAGUACCUAAAGGGGGGCAUCGACAUCAACACCUGCAACCAGAAUGGACUCAAUGCUCUCCAUCUGGCAGCCAAGGAAGGCCACGUGGGCCUCGUGCAGGAGCUUCUGGGAAGAGGGUCCUCCGUGGAUUCUGCCACUAAGAAGGGAAACACUGCUCUUCACAUUGCCUCACUGGCCGGACAAGCGGAAGUUGUCAAAGUCCUUGUUAAAGAAGGAGCCAAUAUCAAUGCACAGUCUCAGAAUGGCUUCACUCCUUUGUACAUGGCUGCCCAGGAGAAUCACAUCGAUGUUGUAAAAUAUUUGCUAGAGAACGGAGCUAACCAGAGCACUGCUACGGAGGACGGCUUCACUCCUCUGGCUGUGGCACUCCAGCAGGGACACAACCAGGCAGUGGCCAUCCUCCUGGAGAAUGACACCAAAGGGAAGGUGAGGCUGCCGGCUCUGCACAUUGCGGCUCGGAAAGAUGACACCAAGUCCGCUGCCCUCUUGCUUCAGAAUGAUCACAACGCUGAUGUCCAAUCCAAGAUGAUGGUGAAUAGGACAACCGAGAGUGGCUUCACCCCUUUGCACAUAGCUGCGCACUAUGGAAACGUCAAUGUGGCGACUCUUCUUCUAAACCGGGGAGCCUCGGUGGACUUCACGGCCAGGAAUGGAAUUACUCCCCUGCACGUGGCUUCCAAAAGGGGCAAUACCAACAUGGUGAAGCUCCUACUGGAUCGAGGUGGUCAGAUUGAUGCCAAAACAAGGGAUGGGUUGACACCACUUCACUGUGCUGCGCGAAGUGGGCAUGACCAAGCGGUGGAGCUGCUGCUGGAACGGGGUGCCCCCUUGCUGGCAAGGACCAAGAACGGGCUGUCUCCACUUCACAUGGCUGCACAGGGGGACCACGUGGAAUGUGUGAAGCACCUGCUACAGCACAAGGCACCUGUAGAUGAUGUCACCCUGGAUUACCUGACGGCCCUUCACGUUGCUGCACAUUGUGGUCACUACCGUGUCACCAAACUCCUUCUGGACAAGAGAGCCAACCCGAAUGCGAGAGCCCUGAAUGGUUUUACUCCACUGCACAUUGCCUGCAAGAAAAACCGCAUCAAAGUCAUGGAACUGCUGGUGAAAUAUGGGGCUUCAAUCCAAGCUAUAACAGAGUCUGGCCUCACACCAAUACAUGUGGCUGCCUUCAUGGGCCACUUGAACAUUGUCCUCCUUCUGCUGCAGAACGGAGCCUCUCCAGAUGUCACUAACAUUCGUGGUGAAACAGCACUUCACAUGGCGGCCCGGGCUGGGCAGGUGGAAGUGGUCCGAUGUCUCUUGAGGAAUGGUGCCCUUGUGGACGCCAGAGCCAGGGAGGAACAGACGCCUUUACAUAUUGCCUCCCGACUGGGUAAGACAGAAAUUGUCCAGCUACUUCUACAACACAUGGCUCAUCCAGAUGCAGCCACUACAAAUGGGUACACACCCCUGCACAUCUCUGCUCGGGAAGGACAGGUUGACGUGGCCUCUGUCCUGCUGGAAGCGGGAGCAGCACACUCCUUAGCGACCAAGAAAGGUUUCACCCCCCUGCACGUAGCAGCCAAGUAUGGAAGCCUGGAUGUGGCAAAACUUCUCUUGCAGCGCCGCGCAGCCGCAGACUCGGCAGGAAAGAAUGGCCUUACCCCGCUCCAUGUUGCUGCUCAUUAUGACAACCAGAAGGUGGCGCUGCUGCUGCUGGAGAAGGGUGCUUCCCCUCACGCCACUGCCAAGAAUGGUUACACUCCUUUACACAUUGCUGCCAAGAAGAACCAGAUGCAGAUAGCUUCCACACUGCUGAGCUACGGAGCUGAGACUAACACUGUGACGAAGCAAGGGGUCACCCCACUGCAUCUGGCCUCACAAGAGGGGCACACAGAUAUGGUCACCUUGCUUCUAGAAAAAGGAGCCAAUAUCCACAUGUCAACCAAGAGUGGGCUCACGUCCUUACACCUUGCAGCCCAAGAAGACAAAGUGAACGUCGCUGACAUUCUCACCAAACACGGGGCUGACCAGGAUGCCUGCACAAAGCUUGGUUACACCCCAUUAAUCGUGGCCUGUCACUAUGGGAACGUGAAAAUGGUCAACUUCCUUCUGAAGCAGGGAGCUAAUGUCAAUGCAAAAACCAAGAAUGGCUACACACCUCUGCACCAAGCUGCCCAACAGGGCCACACACACAUCAUUAAUGUCCUACUCCAGCAUGGGGCCAAGCCAAAUGCCACCACUGCGAAUGGUAACACAGCCCUGGCGAUUGCUAAGCGGCUGGGCUACAUCUCUGUGGUUGAUACCCUGAAGGUUGUGACUGAGGAGAUCACCACCACCACCACGACUAUCACAGAAAAACAUAAGCUGAAUGUUCCUGAGACAAUGACGGAGGUUCUUGAUGUUUCUGAUGAAGAGGGUGAUGACACAAUGACCGGCGAUGGAGGAGAAUACCUUAGGCCAGAAGAUCUCAAAGAACUUGGUGAUGACUCGCUGCCCAGCAGCCAGUUCUUGGACGGCAUGAACUACCUGCGGUACAGCCUGGAAGGAGGAAGAUCUGAUAGCCUCCGAUCCUUCAGUUCCGACAGGUCUCACACCCUGAGCCAUGCAUCGUACCUGAGGGACAGUGCCAUGAUCGACGACACGGUUGUGAUUCCCAGCCACCAGGUGUCAGCUCUAGCCAAGGAGGCAGAAAGGAAUUCUUAUCGUCUGAGCUGGGGCACGGAAAACUUAGACAACGUGGCUCUUUCUUCCAGCCCUAUUCAUUCAGGCCGUGCCUCUCCAUGUCUUGAUCGAGACAACAGCAGUUUCCUGGUCAGUUUUAUGGUGGAUGCCCGUGGUGGUGCCAUGCGAGGAUGCAGGCACAACGGGCUUAGAAUCAUUAUCCCACCUCGGAAAUGCACGGCGCCAACGCGAGUCACCUGCCGCCUGGUGAAACGCCAUAGACUGGCAACCAUGCCGCCAAUGGUGGAAGGAGAAGGCCUGGCCAGCCGCCUCAUUGAAGUGGGACCUUCUGGAGCUCAGUUCCUUGGUAAACUUCACCUGCCAACGGCUCCUCCCCCACUUAAUGAGGGAGAAAGUUUGGUCAGCCGCAUCCUUCAGCUGGGGCCUCCUGGAACCAAAUUCCUUGGCCCCGUGAUCGUGGAGAUUCCUCACUUUGCUGCCCUUCGAGGAAAGGAGAGGGAGCUGGUGGUUCUGCGCAGUGAAAAUGGGGACAGCUGGAAAGAACACUUCUGUGAAUACACGGAGGAUGAACUGAACGAAAUCCUCAAUGGCAUGGAUGAAGUGCUGGACAGUCCGGAGGACCUGGAAAAGAAACGAAUCUGCCGCAUCAUCACUCGUGACUUCCCACAGUACUUUGCGGUGGUGUCGCGCAUCAAACAGGACAGCAACCUGAUUGGCCCAGAGGGCGGAGUGCUAAGCAGCACCGUGGUGUCGCAGGUGCAAGCUGUCUUCCCCGAGGGCGCGCUCACCAAGCGCAUCCGUGUAGGUCUGCAGGCUCAACCCAUGCACAGUGAGUUGGUGAAGAAGAUCCUAGGCAAUAAAGCCACCUUCAGUCCCAUAGUCACUUUGGAACCCAGGAGAAGGAAGUUUCAUAAGCCUAUCACCAUGACGAUUCCUGUUCCCAAAGCUUCAAGUGAUGUCAUGCUGAAUGGUUUUGGGGGAGAUGCACCAACCCUAAGAUUACUCUGCAGCAUUACAGGUGGAACCACGCCUGCGCAGUGGGAAGACAUCACAGGAACAACGCCACUGACAUUCGUCAAUGAAUGUGUUUCCUUUACAACCAACGUGUCUGCCAGGUUCUGGCUGAUAGAUUGUCGACAGAUUCAGGAAUCUGUUUCCUUUGCAUCGCAAGUGUAUAGAGAAAUUAUCUGUGUACCAUAUAUGGCCAAAUUUGUAGUCUUUGCCAAAUCACACGACCCCAUUGAAGCCAGGUUGCGGUGCUUCUGUAUGACAGAUGAUAAAGUAGAUAAGACCCUUGAACAACAAGAAAACUUCUCUGAGGUGGCCAGGAGCAGGGAUGUGGAGGUAUUAGAAGGAAAACCAAUUUAUGUUGAUUGUUUUGGAAACCUGGUACCACUAACCAAGAGUGGCCAACAUCAUAUAUUCAGCUUUUUUGCCUUCAAAGAAAACAGACUUCCUCUCUUUGUCAAGGUACGUGAUACAACUCAGGAACCUUGCGGGCGACUCUCAUUCAUGAAGGAACCCAAAUCCACAAGAGGCCUGGUGCAUCAAGCCAUUUGCAACCUAAACAUCACCCUGCCGAUUUAUGCGAAGGAGUCUGAGUCAGAUCAAGAGCAGGAGGAAGAGAUCGGUAUGACAUCAGAAAAAAAUGAUGAGACAGAGUCGACAGAAACAUCUGUCCUGAAAAGCCACCUGGUUAAUGAAGUUCCCGUCUUAGCCAGUCCGGACUUGCUCUCUGAAGUUUCUGAGAUGAAACAAGAUCUGAUCAAAAUGACGGCCAUCUUGACCACAGAUGUGUCUGAUAAGGCAGGUUCCCUCAAAGUGAAAGAGCUGGCGAAGGCUGCUGACGAGGAGCCAGGCGAACCGUUCGAAAUUGUUGAAAGAGUUAAGGAGGACUUAGAGAAGGUGAACGCAAUCCUGCGAAGUGGCACCUGUGUCAGAGAUGAAGGCAGAGUACAGAGUUCUCAGUCUGAGCGAGAGCUAGAAGAGGAAUGGGUCAUUGUCAGUGAUGAGGAAAUUGAAGAGGCCAAGCUGCACGCACCUGUAGAAAUCACUGAACGCCCAUGUGUAGAAGUCAGAAUAGACAGGGGGACCAAGGUCAAAUCAGAGAAGGACUCCACUGGCUUAGUGAAUUACCUUACAGAUGACCUAAACUCAUAUGCUUCUCAUGAAAAGAAGCCACAAACAGCUCAGGAGAAGUCAGGGGAGACGAGUCAGGCCUCAGCUGUUGGCAAGAGCUCUGAGAAUAACAAAGGGAAGGCUGCAGCAGAGGAGAAACAGAGUACCCAGAAGCAGUCCAAACCGAGCCUGGUGAUAAAGAAGCCAGUGCGGAGGAAACUAAAAGAGAAGCAGAAACCAAAAGAUGAAAGCUCCCAAGGCAGUGAAGGAACGACUGAACUUAAGAAAGGUAGCUCAGAGGAGUCGGUAGAUGAAGAGCGAGGCCUGGCCCCCGAACCCGUUCCCACUGCCAAGGCCACCUCUCCUCUGAUAGAAGAAACUCCUAUUGGUUCCAUAAAGGACAAAGUAAAGGCCCUUCAGAAGCGAGUAGAAGAUGAGCAGAAAGGUCGAAGCAAGUUGCCAGUCAGAGUCAAAGGCAAAGAGGAUGUGCCUAAAAAGACCACGCCCAGGACACAGCCAGCUGUGUCACCUUCUUCAAAGUCAUCUCCUUCCUCUAAGACAGACCGGCACUCUUCCCUUUCUUCCUCUGCAAAAACUGAAAGACACACGCCAGUGUCACCAUCAGGCAAAACAGAGAAACACUCACCCGUGUCACCCUCGCCAAAAACCGAACGACAUUCACCAGUAUCCUCAGGUAAGCCUGAGAAACACUCACCCGGAUCCCCGUCAACAAAAAAUGAAAGGCAUUCCCCUGUGUCAUCUGUGAAAACGGAGCGACACACACCUGUGUCACCUUCUGGUAAAACAGACAAACGUCCCCCAGUACCGUCAUCUGGAAGAAUGGAGAAGCACCCUCCUGUGUCACCCGGGAGAACAGAGAAACGCUUGCCAGUUUCACCGUCUGCAAGAACAGCAGAGAAGCAGGCCCCCAUGUCAACUACUGGGAAAAAUGAUAAGCACCUGCCUGUGUCCCCUGGGAAGACAGAAAAGCAGCCACCUGUAUCUCCCACCUCCAAAACAGAACGAAUUGAGGAGACAAUGUCUGUCCGGGAGUUGAUGAAAGCAUUUCAGUCAGGUCAGGACCCAUCGAAACACAAGACCGGACUCUUUGAGCACAAAUCAACAAAGCAAAAGCAACCACAAGACAAAAGUAAAACUCGGGUAGAAAAAGAAAAGGGGCACACAGUAACUCAGAGAGCAGAAAGCCAGACAGUCAAGCGUAGCCAGAGGUUUCCAGUGACAGGUCCUACUGAAUCCAGAAGGUUCCGUUCUUCCACCAUCACUGUUGGGCUCAGGACAGAAGAUCCAGUUAGAGAAAGGUUUGAGAAAGCCCGCGUUAUUAAAACACCUGAGCCAAUUCCAUCAGUAGUGGCAGACGGAAGCCCUCGGGGCAGUGAGACCCUUCAAGACAAGAUAGUAGAUGAGCAAGGAGACAUGGAUCUUCAGAUCAGCCCAGACAGGAAAACGUCCACUGACUUUUCUGACGUCAUCAAGCAAGAGUUAGAAGACAAUGACAAAUACCAGCAGUUCUGCCUCACCGAGGAGACAGAGAAGGCUCAGAUUCAGUUAGACCAAAUAAUCACAAGUCCUUUCAACACAACCCUUCCGCUAGAUUACAUGAAAGACGAGUUUCUGCCAGCUCUGUCUUUACAGAGCGGGACUUUGGGUGGCAGUUCCGAAAGCUUGAAGCAGGAAGUUAUAGCAGGCUCCCCUUGUGGCAGCCUAAUGGAGGGCACCCCUCAGAUCAGUUCGGAAGAGAGCUACAAACAUGAGGGCCUAGCAGAAACCCCCGAGACAAGUCCAGAGAGUCUUUCUUUUUCACCAAAGAAAAGUGAGGAACAAAUUGGAGAUAUCAAGGAAACCAAGGUAGACACACCCACAGAAAGUCAUUCAGAAACAGAGCUUCCUGUAGCUAAAGACACUCCUGAUAGUUCUGAAACACAAGGUGCUGAGGUAACUGGGGGUUCAGAAUCCUCCACUGAGCAUGGUCAGAAGGAGGUCACCCAAGAUGCUUCCCAAGAUGCAUACUCCAAACAAGAUGUUUGCCCUAGCGGCCACGGUGUAUCAUUAGCCAAUGAAACACGCCAGGCAUUUACUGAGAAAGGAUCUUGUGAUGAAAGUCAGCUCCCACUUGUUAGUUCAGCUUAUAAGACCCAACCAGAAAGUGAAACUCAGGAAUCCACAAUGCCCUCCGAGGUGACAAAGACCUUCCCACCAUCAGAUGCUUCUGUGAAGACAGGUGAGGGAACAGAACCAAAGCCCCAGGGAGCCGUUAGAAGUCCCCAAGGGUUAGAACUUCCACUCCCUAGCCGGGAUAGUGAGAUCCUCAGCCCAGUGGCUGAUGAAUCAUUAGCAGUAAGCCACAAAGACUCUCUAGAAGCCAGCCCUGUGCUGGAAGACAACUCCUCACACAAGACUCCCGAUUCUCUGGAACCCAGUCCUCUGAAAGAGUCCCCUUGCAGGGACUCCCUUGAGAGCAGCCCAGUGGAGCCUAAAAUGAAAGCAGGAAUUCUCCCAAGUCACUUUCCUCUCCCUGCAGCUAUGACCAAAACAGAUCUUGUUGCUGAAGUGGCUUCCAUGCGUUCUCGGCUGCUCCGAGACCCUGAUGGUAGUGCUGAGGAUGACAGUCUUGAGCAGACGUCCCUCAUGGAGAGCUCCGGGAAAAGCCCCCUCUCCCCUGACACACCCAGCUCUGAAGAGGUUAGCUAUGAGGUCACACCCAAGACUUCAGAUUCAAGCACACCGAAACCAGCUGUGAUUCAUGAAUGCGCAGAGGAGGAGGACUCUGAAAAUGGGGAGAAAAAGAGAUUCACGCCAGAAGAGGAAAUGUUCAAAAUGGUAACCAAAAUUAAAACGUUUGAUGAACUUGAGCAAGAGGCAAAGCAGAAAAGGGACUAUAAGAAAGAACCCAGGCAAGAUGGAUCCUCCUCGGCCUCAGACCCUGAGGCCGACUGUUCAGUAGAAGUGGAUGAACAGAAACAGAUGGAGAGCGUGGCUGAUGAGGGUGAGGUCCCUGUACUGGUGACUUCAGAGAGCAGAAAAGCUUCUUCCUCCUCUGAAAGUGAACCUGAGCUGACACACCUAAGUAAAGGUGCUGACUCAGGACUUCUGACAGAGCCGGUUAUUCGAGUGCAACCUCCAUCUCCCCUUCCAUCCAGCAUAGACUCUAAUUCCAGCCCUGAAGAAUCCCAGUUCCAGCCUAUCGUUACCAAACAAUACACUUUCAAGAUGAAUGAGGAUAUUCAAGAGGAGCCGGGUAAGUCAGAAGAAGACAAAGAUGGCAAAUCUCAUUUAGCUGAAGACCGUCAGACUCCUUCUACUGAUGGUAUUGAUAGGUCUUACGAUGAUCUGAACAGAGAGACCCAUCAGUCAGAAACCUGUGAUGGCCAUGGUUGUGAGGCUGUGAGCCCUGGUGACUCAGCCACCCCUAUCUCCUUAGGAGUUCAGAUUUCAGCAUAUAAUGAUGUUGAGGAACAGCUGGCCAUUGAUAAAGAGUCACUGGUUCUCCAGAAGCCUUGUGAAAAUGACCCAAAAGGAAGAGAGCUUGAUCCUUCUGGAGUGGAAUCUGCGCAAACAGAUUUCCCCAGUGAUGGCUCUUGCUUGUCUUUGUCGCAUUGUGCAGUGUCUGAAAGAAAGGAAUCAGCUGAAGAAAUACCCUCUCCAUCUUCCACUGUAAAAGCAGAGGUCACAAUAACUACUCAGACUUUGGAGUGCACGUCAGAGGACUGUCCGACUGAAGAUUUUUCUCCUACAACUCAAAAGGAUAGGUUUGCCAUGAACGUUCCAGUGUCCGACUUAGCUGAGACCGAUGACAGUCCUGACCCUCAAAUAACCAGCCCGUAUGAAAACGUUCCUUCCUCAUCAUUUUUCUCUGGUGAGGAGAGCAAAAUCCAAACAGAUACCUGUCACGCCACAGUUGUUUGUUCACCGGAAGUGUAUUCUGUUGUCAUCAGGUCCUCUGCUGAGGAUGCAGUAACGACAAGCUCCUCUAGUAGAAAUGUCUCAAGCCAAGAGUCAAAUUUUGAGAGCCGUGGCCUAGAAACUGAACCCGAGCAAAAAAGUACCUUGUGGGGCAUGCAGGCAGACGAGCCUCCCUCAUCUGUAGCCCCUGUGACACCAAACGCACCAGCCGUCGCUGGUGAGCAAGUGAGCAAAGUCAUCAUCACCAAAACCGAUGUGGAUGCUGACUCCUGGAGUGAAAUCCGCGAAGAUGAUGAAGCCUUUGAAGCUCGAGUGAAGGAAGAGGAACAGAAGAUAUUUGGUUUGAUGGUAGACCGACAAUCCCAGGGUACCACUCCCGAUACGACUCCUGCCAGGACCCCAACUGAAGAGGGGACCCCAACGAGUGAGCAAAACCCAUUCCUCUUCCAGGAAGGCAAGUUGUUUGAGAUGACCCGAAGUGGUGCUAUUGAUAUGACAAAAAGGUCCUAUGCGGAUGAAAGCUUACCGUUUUUCCAGAUUGGUCAAGAGUCCAAUGAAGAGACUGUCUCUGAAGACUCGAAGGAAGGAGCCACGGGGGCCGAGCUGCCACAGCUGGAAAACACAAGUGAGUCACUGGAACUUUCAGACUCCAAAGAAGCCGUAGAUGAUGAGGGAGAAUUACUUCCUGAUGAUGUGAGUGAAGAAAUAGAGGAAUCACCUGCCUCAGAUGCUAACCUUGAUGCCGAAAUGAUGACUCCCGCUUCCUCUGAACUGCCCGCAAAAGAGCCCGUCUCCACAGCAGCGGAGGACCUCCCCACCAUGCAGUCUAGUGAUACAUCUUCCCUGAGCACUGUGAAGCAGCUGUCUUGCCCUGCGUUCCCUCAGCCUGUUGUUCAGAUGGACUUUUCCACAGUCACUAGGUCUGUUCAUUCAGACCGGGAUGAUGAGUCCCUAGAUUCUUCUCCAGAGGAACAGAAGUCUGUGAUUGAGAUCCCUACUGCACCCAUGGAACAUGUGCCUUCUGCUGAAAGCAAACCUCAAAUUCCUAUGCAGACUGUCUCUGCUUCGGUCCCAGUCCCUCCAUCUGCAGAGGAUGAGAGCGCAUUUUCUGAUGAUUUCUCAUCUGGUAUGGAUGAGGAAAGUAAGGAGGAUGACACAAAACCAAAGUCCAAAAUCCCCAUCAAAGCACCCACCCAAAGAACCGAGUGGCAGCUCUCCCAUCCAGACACAUCUUUCCAGAAGAAAGCUGUUCCCCAGGGACAAGACAUGCUAAGCAGAGCCCCAGAUGGUAGAAGCAAAUCUGAAUCAGAUGCUAGUCCUUUGGACGCUAAGACCAAAUGCCCAGUAAAAGCCAGAAGUUACAUAGAGACAGAAACAGAGAGUCGGGAGAGGGCAGAAGGGUUUGAGUCAGAAUCAGAAGGGUCCACCAAACCAAAGUUGUUUGCCUCCCGAUUGCCAGUUAAAAGCACAAGCACCCCAUCUUCCAGCAGGACAGGCACAAGCCCCACAAAAGAGAGUAGGGAGCAUUUCUUUGACCUUUAUAGAAACUCCAUAGAAUUCUUUGAGGAGAUUAGUGACGAGGCUUCCAAAUUAGUGGACAGGCUCACACAGUCGGAAAGGGAGCAGGAGCCUCCUUCAGACGAUGAGAGUAGCAGUGCCCUGGAAGUGUCAGUCAUUGAGAACCUGCCAGCUAUUGAGACUGAGCUUUCAGUUCCUGAGGACAUCUUUGACACAAGGCCUAUUUGGGAUGAGUCCAUUGAGACUAUGAUUGAACGCAUCCCUGAUGAAAAUGGCCAUGACCGUACUGAAGAUCCCCAAGAUGAGCAGGAGCGGAUUGAAGAGAGACUGGCUUAUAUUGCUGAUCAUCUUGGCUUCAGCUGGACAGAAUUAGCAAGAGAACUGGAUUUCACCGAGGAGCAGAUCCACCAAAUUCGAAUUGAGAACCCCAACUCCCUUCAAGACCAGAGCCAUGCACUGCUGAAGUACUGGCUGGAGAGGGAUGGGAAGCAUGCCACAGAUACUAUCCUCAUUGAAUGCCUCACCAAGAUCAACAGGAUGGAUAUUGUCCAUCUCCUGGAGACCAACACAGAACCCCUCCAGGAGCGCCUGAGCCACAGCUAUGCAGAAAUGGAACAGACCAUUGUACUGGACAACAGUGAAGGGUUUUCCGUACUUCAAGAGGAGCUCUGUGCAGCCCGGCACAAGCAGAAAGAGGAGCAAGCGACUUCCAAAGAAAGCGAGUCCAGCGACCACCCACCUAUGGUCUCCGAAGAAGACAUUUCUGUUGGUUAUUCCACAUUUCAGGAUUGCAUCCCCAAAACUGAGGGGGACAGCCCAGCAGCGGUGCUCUCUCCCCAAAUGCACCAAGAACCAGUUCAACAAGAUUUCUCAGGGAAAAUACAAGACCAUCAGGAAUGCUAUGUGACAACACCAGGGUCAGAAGGAGCAGAGACUCAAAAGGCCACAGAGGUUCCUGACUCUUUCUGUAAGACUCCUGAGGACAUCAGGACCCCUCCUGAGGAUGCCAGGACCCCUCCUGAGAAUGUCAGGACCCCUCCUGAGGAUACCAGGACCCCUCCUGAGGACGCAAAGUCUUGUCUCCAGACCCCGGUGACUAGCGAGCGUGGUUCUCCUAUUGUGCAAGAACCUGAGGAGGCUCCUGAGCCCAAAGAGGAGAGGUCUCCAAGGAAAACGAGCCUGGUGAUAGUCGAGUCAGCAGAUGACCAGCCCCAGGUCUUGGAAAGGCUCGAUGGGGACGCGGCUUUUCAAAAGGGAGAUGAUAUGCCUGACAUACCCCCAGAAACUGUCACAGAAGAAGAAUAUGUUGAUGAGAAUGGACACACUGUGGUGAAGAAGGUUACCCGGAAAAUCAUUAGGCGGUACAUAUCCUCUGAUGGCGUGGAGAAAGAGGAGAUCACAAUGCAGGGAACGCCACAGGAGCCUGUCACCAUUGAGGAUGGGGACAGUUAUUCCAAAGUCAUAAAGCGUGUGGUAUUGAAGAGUGACACCCAGCAGUCAGAGAUGACCUUGGCUGAACCCAGCAUUUUGUCCAGUACCUCACAGUUUCAGGCCGAACCAGUAGAAGGCCGUAGAGUGAGCAAAGUUGUUAAAACAACAGUGGUACACGGAGAAAGGAUGGAGAAAAGCCUGGGGGACUCUAGCUUAGCCACUGACCUUCCUUCAGCCAAAGAUGACUUUGAAGAGGACAACAAUGAAUAAAGCCAGUACACAGAAGAGGGCUGUGGUGAAGGACCAGCAGGGGAAACGCAUCAGCCUGGAGCACCUGGAGGAUGUCCCCGGAGCCCUAGACCAAGACGACCUCCAGAGAGAUCUCCAGCAACUCCUUCGACAUUUCUGCAAGGAGAACACAACGCAAGAGGCCAAAUGAGGAGCUGCCCAGUUCUCAGCAGAAACCACACACCUACUCGAUAUGCAACUUCCCAUUUCCUCACUGAAGUAACCUAAGUGACCUAAUUAAUUCCUGGGAUCCCGUGACAUUUCCAGUCUCGGCAAAUACACGGCAUUUUCUUUUGCUUCCUUCUCCCAUGCCCUCUCUAACUAUAAGCUAAUUUGUGACCAAAGAUAGCAUCCUUCAUUCUGGAUGCUGUAUCCACUCUUUUGAGCAUCUGUGCUAACCUGGGAACUGGCGCCUCCCUUGUUCUUUGCUUCUGCCCCAGCUCCAUGAAAAUCCACUAAUCAGAAGAACUUCACCUGCAGACUUCUUCAAGCGACAGAGGGGGAUCCGCCCAAGGAUAUCCAUGUAUAAUGUACAUAGCUGAAAUUCUCAGACGAACAACAGUAAAACUGAAACCACUGCCUGUCAUAAUUACACUGGGCAUCACGGACUAGAAGCCUCUCGGGAUUGCCGAGCUGCGGUUCAUUAAGAUAGCGCUAACACAGUCGAAGGCUAACACAGUUCUCCAGAGGGAACACUUCAGACCUAGACACGUCCUUAGCACUUCCAGAGUAGCCAUUGCUCCGAAAGACAAGGUCAUAAUCUUGGAGAAUGAUCCCAAGGAGCUGUCUCUAGUACUGGUCAGCCAUGGCUGAUGGCUCUCCAACUGCCACCCUGAGGGAGGGGACGAAGGGGGCACAGACACGCGGAUGGAAACAAUGAGGUAUUCUGGUGCUAGAAGCUGCACGGGUGGUGUUCUGGCACUUUCAGGUGUUUUCGAUUUUGGACACGUUGGCAGGGUAUUUUCAAAGCUAUAACUACUGUAGUUUUCCAGUGUUCAUUGCUGCUUUAGCAAACCAUGCUGUCUUACCGGUGGUACUUUCUCCUGGCCACUGCACUGUAGAUAAUUCAUUGGAAACAAGAUGUACGCACCACAGAAAACGUUAAAUGCUGUCACCAUGUUGGAGUGGUUUCUUUUUCUUUUUUUUUCACCCCACCUCCAGAUGUAUCUCUUUUCUAGUACCUGCAUGUGGCAUUAAGCAGACACACACACAUACACACACACACACAUACACACACACACACACACACACACACACAAGCCCUUCUUAUCAUAUUAAUGGUUUUCAUCCUGGGCUUUCACUUUCUAGCUAUGUCUGCUUUUCAGCUUGCAGACAAGAUUGAGAAAUCGUUGGAAAAUUUGGUUUUGGUUUUGAUUAAUUCUUUUUUUUUAUUUGAUAUAUUUAUUUGAAACCCUUGGAAACUGAAGUGCGGUUGUGUAACUUUGUUUCAGAGAAGAGACGACAGUCUGAGUGAUCCCCGUGCCCCAUGUCUAAUCCCUUUAGUGGUUGAAGCUGUGUAGCAUUUUAACAUAUAAAUAUAUAUAUUCACAAAUAUAUUCAUAUAAACAGUAUACGUUUUGAAUCAGUUAUUUGUUAAAGAAAAGUAUAUUCAAUGAAGAUGAAAUUUAAAAAAAAAGAAAGGAAACAGUGUACUCUCCUGAGAUUGAACUUUUUCCAAUCCUAUCUGGCCUUUUCCUGUGUGCAGAACUGACUCAUUGCUCGGAAUGUCAAACACAAACAAGACAAACAACGGCACUUCAUCUUUUAAAGUAACAUUGCCAAGAAAGGAAUUUGCUUGGGAGAGAGGUUUCCCAUCAGCCAAAUCUCCCGAGCCCCCAGAGUAGAAACAAAGCAUUCGUUGGCAUCCAGAACAAGAGAAGAAGCAGGUGGCAGCCCUUUUUGAGAGAUGCCCUGGCCAUCUUGUCAGACUUUCACCGGAGCUCAUGAAAAGCCUUUCUGUUGUGUUAUUUGCAGUGCAGAUGAUGUCUGUGUAGCAACAUAAUGGUUACUCACCUUUUUUCGAUUCUGAUUUUUUUUUCUGUGUUAUCAAAAAAAAAAAAACUUGAAUACUGUGAGAAGAAGUGAAUUUUCAGUUGAUGAAUCAGCAUCUUGUUCCCAUGGUGAUAACACUAAUUGAAUAUAUCUAUGAGGGCAUGUAUUAGUUAAUGGAAAACAAUACAACACUAACAAUACAUAGCUACAAUGUUGUACAAUGGCUGAUUUAACUAAAUAAAAUGUACAAGUGUUAAAUGUG